UCGUUACUCUUCACGAUAUGUUUUGACUCUAUGCGGAAGUUGUGAGUUUCAUAACAAUAUUUAUGUUGUAGGCGGUUGUAGGUGCUGAAGUGGUAAAAUUAAUGAAUUAUAUUAAAAGGUUUUUCUUUACGAAAUGGUUAACAUUGGGCUUACAAAAGUGGACGACGCACUUGCAGCCAAACAUCCGGGUUUACAACAAUAUGCUGCCUGUCAGUCUCACGCCUUCAUGAAAGGGACCGGAACCUUUGUCUUAGGGACAGCAGGAUUUUUUCUCCUACAAAAAGUUAUUCAGAAGAAGCUUCCAUAUCCUCUGCAGUGGAACCUGCUCCUUUCAACAGUGGCUGCGUCCAUGGGUAGCUAUGCCGUGACACGCUGGGAGACAAUGAAGUGCAAUGAUCUAUGGAUCCUUAGCGAGACAGGAGCAGUAGCAGACCGGACAGCACACAGUGAGUAUAGAUGCAGCAUUAGCAGAGCCAGCCGCCAAGGAACCAGCUGGACCUCAGAAGACCUCAUAUGGAGAUGUGAUGGAAUGAGCAAGUUGAGAGAACCCCAGUCCCCUGCUUCACACCCACUACAUGGCAUUAUUUACACAAUAUGUCCCGUGUUGCUCAGCUGGUAGGACGUGGCGGUUGCAACACCAAGGUUGUCGGUUCCAUUUCCAUGGGGACAAAAAAGUACACAAAUGGUAUACAAAUGUAUGCACUCUGUGCUUUUUGUCACUCUUACUGUGUAAGUCUGCUAAAUAAUGUACAUUUAAUAAACACUUGUAUUUAUUCA
Esox lucius (northern pike) is the source of this 777-nucleotide messenger RNA. It is a transcript of the gene tmem141, whose product is annotated as transmembrane protein 141. The coding region runs from base 134 to 619 and encodes 161 amino acids. Lineage: Eukaryota; Metazoa; Chordata; Actinopteri; Esociformes; Esocidae. The record is from RefSeq and is a predicted model, not a curated record. The transcript is spliced from 5 exons.